AUGUACAGGUCUCCGAGCGGCGUCCUGCGAGCGCAGCACUACCCUCUGACCCCAGGCCAGUACUGGAGGAUGGAGGGGUCGUCAAUGCAGUUGUUCAUCGCCAUGGCAACACACAUCCACAUCUCACACGUCACGAUCGGACACAUCACCGCAGAACAGUCUCCCAACGGCAACAUCUCCUCCGCACCAAAAGAGUUCAGCGUUUAUGGACUGAAGCGGUUUAAGGGAGAAGAGACGCUGCUGGGGAAGUUUGAGUUCCAGGAUAAUGGAGAGUCCUUUCAGACCUUUGAGGUCCACGAACACAUGGACACAGUUUUUAAGUUUGUUCGUCUUCAGGUGGAAAACAACCACGGCAGCGAUUACACAUGUCUUUACAACUUCAGGGUUCACGGAAAUCUUCCAACCAACCCUCCUCCUCUUUUCUAA
Molecule: messenger RNA, 426 nt
Organism: Knipowitschia caucasica
Lineage: Eukaryota; Metazoa; Chordata; Actinopteri; Gobiiformes; Gobiidae
Source: the annotation of a GenBank genome assembly